AUGGCAAGCAACUCCUCAGACACCGCCUUCCGCAAGACCUGGGACCGCGAGGAAUACGCCAAAAAAGCCGCCGACGAGGAAUCCAAGCGCAAGGAAGAAGCUAAAGCCCGGUACGAGGCCAAGCUGCUCGGCAAAAAAUGGCAUGCCCCAGUGGACUACAGCUCGCUCGAGGCGACGACCUCGCGGAAGCAGCGGCUCGAUGUCGCGUCCAUGUGGAGCAUUUGA
This is a messenger RNA of Aspergillus terreus NIH2624, 225 nucleotides long. Its product is annotated as U4/U6-U5 snRNP complex subunit SNU23. NCBI's taxonomy places the organism in Eukaryota, Fungi, Ascomycota, Eurotiomycetes, Eurotiales, Aspergillaceae. Bases 1 to 225 code for a protein of 74 amino acids. The record is from RefSeq and is a predicted model, not a curated record. The transcript is spliced from 2 exons.